GAGUCUGAGAUCCCCGGAUGUAGGAAGAAAAGACUCUACCUCCUCAUUGUGCAGGAUUUAUCUCGGGUCAGUGGCGAUUGGACCGGACAAUGGUUUCGACACAUAUAAGAAGUAGGCCGAGAAGAUCACAAUCAUCGGAUCAUUCACAGUUGACCUCUCCGAGGCUUUUAGCACAAGCAGCUCUCAGUCCCAGCUUCUUUCAAGCACGGCUGAGCUAGCUGCUUCACAUCACGAUACAUUUUAGACUAGAUUCAAUUUUGCGACGAAGAUGACGUCUCCAAUCUACCUUUCCAUUGGACUGGCAAUUUUGUACGCUGCCACGGCAGACGCGCAGCUAUCUCAGAGCUUCUACGCAAAGAGCUGUCCCGGUGGUGUGCAAGCUGUUGCCAACGUGGUCAGCGCGGCUGUUCGCAGUGAUAGAAGAAAUGCCGCCGGCCUUCUCCGAUUGCAUUUCCACGAUUGUUUUGUCAAUGGAUGCGAUGGAUCAGUGCUUCUGGCUUCAACUCCUGGAAAUAAGGCAGAAAAGGAUGCACCACCAAAUCUUUCACUCCAAGGAUUUGGAAUCAUCGAUCAAGCGAAGGCGGCAAUAGAGAGAACCUGUCCCGGUGUUUUCUCGUGCUCCGAUAUCCUGGCCCUAGCAGCAAGAGAUGCCAUCGCCACUAUUGGAGGUCCAAGCUGGACGGUUCCCCUCGGUCGAAGGGAUGGAACCAUUUCGCGCGCAAGUGCCGCGUCUAGCAAUCUUCCGGGUGACGGGUUCAGCUUCAGGCAGCUUCUUCAGAACUUCAACAGCAAGGGCCUCAGCCAAUCGGACUUGAUAGUCCUUUCAGGUGCCCACACAAUCGGACUUACCCACUGCAGCAAGGUCACUCCCCGCAUCUAUAACUUUCCCAGAAGCGCGAGUGGUGCCGACCCUUAUCUCAACACCACUUACGUCAGGGAGAAGAGAGGAGUGUGUCCCAACUCCGCCAGCAGCGCCAACAAAUUCGUCGCUCUGGAUUCAAGCAAGGGAGGCCAGACCUUUGACAUCAACUACUUCACUAACGUUCUGGACCACAAGGCCAUCUUCAAGUCGGACGAUGCUCUCAUCUCCACAAGCAGCGGUUUGAAGCAAGUGCUGGAUCUUGUUCGAUCCCCGAGCUCGAAGUUUUUCAGCCAAUUCGGGCUGGCUAUGCAGAAGAUGGGAAGGAUUCAGGUUCUGACGGGAUCUCAGGGAGAGAUCCGCAAAGUCUGCUCCAAGAAGAACUAGAGCAUAAGCUGAAAAUUGUUUCUUUGAGUUGUAAAACUUGUUUAGGGGACUCAGACUAGACUCUUCUUUAUCAAAUCACUUACGAUUGUAUAUGAUUAAACGUAGAACUUCCCAAUUCUCUUGGUGCAGCUAGUCACUGAGAACUUUGUGAUUCAAGACUUCAUGAACUGGCGAGAUAUACGCUAGUGACGUUGGUAAGGGUUUUGUAGCCAGCAGAGUGAGGUUUAGUACUGAACCUCAAUCUAAAGCAGUGAUAAGUAGGACUUUAAUCGCGAUCUGAGAGAGUUCUAAAUUAGCUAGGCAAUAUUACGAGUUAUCUGGAAUUGUUAGAAAGGGUAGAAAUGAACAUUGCAUUUGUCUCACAUGAAAUUCUUCAAGACCUUGGGAAGAUAGUCUGUUGUGCUUAUAAUGUACCAGGCGGAAAUUCCUGCAGGCACCAUUCUUUGCUUCGAUUAGUUUUUGAGAUCGAAGCCCACCAUUGAUCACUUUCAUAGAGCUUUGAAGCACAUAAUAAACUGACAUAAAUCUUUUCGC
Messenger RNA from Marchantia polymorpha subsp. ruderalis, 1780 nucleotides. The record is from the annotation of a GenBank genome assembly. Lineage: Eukaryota; Viridiplantae; Streptophyta; Marchantiopsida; Marchantiales; Marchantiaceae.